AUGAGAGCCCUCUUCGUUUUGUGUUUAUUCGCACUUUCUAACGCCGCUGUUGUCAGCUUAACUGCCGAGAACUUCGAUGCCAAGAUCAAGGAAGGAAAGCCAGUCUUGGUUAAGUUCUUUGCCCCAUGGUGUGGACAUUGCAAGAAGCUUGCCCCAACUUAUGAAGAGUUCUCUAAUGUUGCUGAAACUGAAAUCCCACAACUUGUCGUUGCUGAAGUCGAUUGCCCAGCUAACAACGCUAUCUGUGGACACGUCCAAGGCUAUCCAACCGUCAUUUUGUACCACGACGGAGCUCAAACUGAGUUUGAAGGUGCAAGAACUGUUGACGCUAUGAAGGCUUUCAUCAACAAAAAUCUUUAA
Molecule: messenger RNA, 360 nt
Organism: Entamoeba invadens IP1
Lineage: Eukaryota; Evosea; Mastigamoebida; Endamoebidae
Product: protein disulfide isomerase, putative
Exons: 2
Coding region: 1-360 (119 amino acids)
Biological process (GO): protein folding
Cellular component (GO): endoplasmic reticulum
Molecular function (GO): protein disulfide isomerase activity
Source: RefSeq, a predicted model, not a curated record